CUUUCUACAUUUUCUCCCACCAUGGAAUCAAAGUGAGCUUUUUCUUCUCCACCUCGCCCUCCCAUCCCUCCCGCAUUCCUCCCAGAAACAAGGAAGGAAGAAACGGAGAGAAAGAGGAGGAGGAAUCUUUGUCUGGAAUGGAGGCUCUCCGCUUCAUACAGGGGAUAUCCGCCCCUUUAAUGGCCGUCGGGUUAGAUCACCGGCAACUUCACCUCCCGCCUCCUGCUCAUCUUUCCACCGUCGCCCCACCGGAUGCUACAUCCAUGGCUAAUGAGAAAUCGAGAAGGGGGAGUUGGGUUAUGAAGAUUCUGCGCGUGGGUUCGUUGUGGACGGAAAGGAGGAAGGAGGAUCCUGUUGAUGAGGAGAAGGAGGAGGAGGUGAGGGAUGACGGGGAUAGAUGUGCGUGGUGCGGCGGGGAGGAUGGGGUUGAGGGAUGCUCUGUGGAGGAGAAGGAGGAGAGGGAUCGAGUGGAGUUUGAUGGGGAGUCGUUCUCGAGAUUUCUCCGCUCGGUUUCGCUUUCGGAAGCGAAGUUCUACGCGAAGAUGUCUUAUUUGGGGAAACUUUCGUACAACAUACCAGAUAUCGAGCCAGUUAGGCUUCUUAAGUACCAUGGCCUCCAUUAUGUGACAUCUUCAUUGGAGAAGAAAGCCAUUUUGUCUAAACUUGAGGGAUCAACACCAAAUCAAGUCAAAACUCUCGCAGAGCCAACAACUAAAAAUGAAGAAAAUAAGAUUGAUGGUGAAAAGGGUGGAGGCAUUAGUGCUUCUGCAGCCUAUGGAAUUGUUGCUUCUGCUGCCACCUAUCUGCAAUCUCAAACAAAGAACAUUCUUCCUCAAAGAACUGUGAAGUCAGAGGUUGGGGAUGAUCCCUCCAUUAGUGGCUCUUCAAAUGAAGAUGAAGCUGCUGUUACAAGCUCACAAAUGGAUUCUUUUGUUGCCACGACCAAUUCAGUCACUUCUGUGAUUUCUGGAGAGGAGGAGAUGAAGGAUGCUGUUGCAGAAAAUUUGAAUUCAGUGUGCUCCUCACCAUGCGAGUGGUUUAUAUGUGACGAUGAUAAGAGUCGAACAAGAUAUUUUGUUAUUCAGGGCUCAGAGUCUUUGGCAGCCUGGCAAGCUAAUCUUCUAUUUGAGCCUGUUCAGUUUGAGGGACUGGAUGUGCUUGUGCACAGAGGCAUCUACGAGGCUGCCAAGGGGAUUUAUCAGCAAAUGUUAGCAGAGGUUCAAGCCCACCAGAAGUGUCAGGGUAACAAUGCUUUUUUCCGGUUUACCGGCCAUUCUCUUGGAGGAAGCCUCGCCGUUCUUGUGAACCUUAUGUUGUUAAUACGAGGAGAUGCACCUCCCUCUUCUUUACUGCCGGUCGUCACUUUCGGUGCGCCGUCAAUUAUGUGUGGAGGCGACUACUUACUUCACAAGCUUGGAAUGCCUCGAACUCAUGUUCAGGCCAUUACAUUACAUAGGGACAUCGUUCCCCGUGCUUUUUCGUGCCACUAUCCGGAUCAAGUGGCUAAGAUUCUUAAGGCUGUUAACAGAAACUUUCGUAAUCAUCCUUGUCUAAAAUACCAGAGUCUUCUAUAUGCUCCAAUGGGGAAACUUCUAAUCCUACAGCCAGAAGAAAAGUUCUCUCCUCAUCACCACCUUCUUCCUUCUGGCAGUGGUCUUUAUCUCAUGGACCUUUCAUCAGCAGAAACUAAAGAAUCAAUGAAGCUAUUACAGUCCGCUCAAUAUGCUUUUCUCAACUCUCCUCACCCUCUCGAGACUCUCAGUGACCGUUCGGCCUAUGGCUCCGAGGGAACUAUUUUCAGAGACCAUGAUGUGAAUUCUUACUUGAGAUCAAUUCGUAUGGUUAUUGAAAAGGAGCUCAAGCAUAUUAGAAAGGCGAAGAGGAGGGUUCAUCGACGAGUACUUUGGUGGCCUUUCGUGUCUGCACAAGGAGUUCAGUCCGCUUUUGUUAUCAGCCUUAAUAUUCAUCCAUUGAACGUUGUUAAACAUCAGGUUAGCUUUGUUGGAAUGUUAAAUGGCGGUAAGGAGAUUUUGAAUUGGUUUACUAGGAUGGUUUCUUCUCAAUUUGUUCAUAUUUUUGUGUUAUUUUUAGUUCCAUUCAAAUUGUUGUUUUUAGGAACUCUCUCUCUUGUCAAUUUUAGGUGAUGAGCGAGGGGGUUUUGGGCCUUUAGAUGUUUCAUUCUUUAUUCAUAUUUUUAUAAGUGGUUUCAAGGUUGGGGGAUUGAUUCAAAUGUGUAA
Molecule: messenger RNA, 2237 nt
Organism: Phalaenopsis equestris
Lineage: Eukaryota; Viridiplantae; Streptophyta; Magnoliopsida; Asparagales; Orchidaceae
Exons: 5
Coding region: 138-2144 (668 amino acids)
Biological process (GO): lipid metabolic process
Molecular function (GO): glycerophospholipid phospholipase A1 activity
Source: RefSeq, a predicted model, not a curated record